Messenger RNA from Topomyia yanbarensis, 7237 nucleotides. Its product is annotated as basic-leucine zipper transcription factor A-like. The coding region runs from base 557 to 2095 and encodes 512 amino acids. The record is from RefSeq and is a predicted model, not a curated record. The transcript has 4 exons. Lineage: Eukaryota; Metazoa; Arthropoda; Insecta; Diptera; Culicidae.
AUCAGUUAUCACACAUUUAGCAAGUGACUACCAAAGUGAAAAUCUGGAAGAAAAACAGAAGUUGACGACCCAGGAAUACUCUCAGUAAAGAAGAGCAACCAAGAGUGAAUUGUGAUAAAGUGAAUUGAAUACAGCAAACAGUGGAAGUGUGUGAGCGCCGCAAGCAGUAAUCGGGAGCCUCUGAUAGACUGCAACCCACGCAGAUGAAAAAUUUGCCUCCUACACAAUAGCAAACGAAAAAGCUGGAAAACUGGACAAUUACUCCGCAAAAUUUAUGUGAUAAAUAGUUUAAAAAAAACUUCAUAGUGCACUUAACUCGAACAGUGAAUUAUUUUGAUAAACUUUUUAAAAUCCUGGACGAAUGUUUUGCUCAGUUUAAUAAAUAAAAAGUGCAAAAGUGAACAAUUUGAUUUUUUGGAUAUAGUUCAUUUUUAUAUCAGCAUCUGAGUUGGUCACACUAGAGAGCAGCAUCGCAUGUCUGCACAACCGGGCCUGGUUUAUUAGGCCGUGCUCUACUUUUCACGUAUCCGGUUCCAGAGGUUCACAAGCCACAAUCAUGUAUACCAUCCUGUUGCCAUUGUUUGGCCUAGUGACGCUCGGUAGUGCAGCAUUAACAUACCCGGUAUUCGGCACUAAAAGGUACACCAGGGCCAAUCUACUACCGGCCAGCGAGUAUGGAGGUUCUCGCUCGGUACCAGUUUACCCUCACGUCCCACAGUACUAUGACAGUCAACCACAGUACAUGACCAUGCCACUUUACUCGAUGAAUCCGUCUACAUCUUCGGACUACUACGACGAUAGUACUAGCUACAAUAGUAAUUAUUAUUAUGUUCCACCUGUACAUCGACGCCACCAACGCCAAGAGCGUUAUCCAUCGUAUGGACUUCCAACUUACCGCGGCGAGUAUAAACCGACUCCGUACUACUACGCGCACGCCCCAAGUUAUAGCUACUCGGAUGACCGAGAGUCCAACAAUCCGCUGGAUGACCUACAUGAAGAAAUGCUGCAGGAAGACGAACGAGAGCGAGCUAGAGACUACAUUCCUGUUGGCCAAGAACAAUGGUAUGAAAGUCCCUCCAGAAGCUCCUCCGACUCCGAUUUUCUUCGGAACCUGAUCAUGUACAACAAACAAAUGAACGCUUUACGCAACAACCAGCCGGACUCCCAAGAAGAGUACGAUGAAUACGAUAAUGUUGAACCUGAGUACUACGACACACCUUACGCUGACCAGCGCAACAGUUACAACACGUUCGUAAACCCCUACACUAGCAACACAAACAGCAACAGUCGCAGUACACUUAGCAAAAUCAACAGCCUACGAAACAGCAUGGCCAAAAAUGCCGUUGAAGACGACGAGGAAGUUCAAGAGUUAAAAUCUUUGAUUCACCAGCAAAAGAAUAGUCGAACCCCUCAGUUGCAGCAGCAGCAACUACUUCAGCCACAGAUAGCUCAACAACCGUUCGAAAUCCCAACCCCAGCGCCCAUUAAGGACAUCAAGCAACAACAGCAACGUUCACUCACAAACGACUAUCAGCAAUACGGAAGUACUGACAACUGGCAGCGGGAUAGCCCCUCCUACAGUAACUACGAGUACGAAAAUGACUACGAUGAUAGCUGGAGCCACUGGGACCGCAAGCGCAAUGUUCAGCCGAAAAAGGUUGCCAUCACACUGCCGUUCAGCAGCACAACUCCGGCGAUCACGACGACAACGACGACGACGACAACUACCAGCUCCCCGAAACCCCAGUCUGCCAUUGUGGACAAUGAGCACAGCGGCCAGAAAGAGAUAGCGAUACCACGGCCAGCUUCGCCUGCGCGGAACCCAUUCGCUAACCUUGGCGGUCUACCGAGAGCUCAACCGGCACAGGCUGUGGCGGUUAAUAUGGUUGCACAAGCGAAACCUGCCAGAGCCAAAUCGGGCAGCGUGUACGAUACGAUCAAGAAGAUCAUCAACAUGCAGCAGAAUCUCGAGGAUGCCGACUUGGCACAACAGCUAGACAGCCAGAAACAUCGGGAUCCGCGUGUGCAGAAACGAUUCGUCACCAACGAAGAAUCCCUGGUACAGCAGCUGGAUGGUCUCAAACGAACGGCGUAAAUAUACUAUUCCGAACCCCACUCUAACCCCAAAUGCACCCAAUCGCUUCCAAUCCAACUCCUAUAUUCCCAUAAACUUAAAAUUCCAUGUCAGCAAACCGGAUCCGCUUCGUCCUGCUAUACCGUUACCAUUUUUGCUGAUAAUACCGAUGUUUUAUGAAAAAAUCAACCAAAUUAAUGGAUAAUUUUUACUACGCGGACUAGGCAGUGCGCUAGAGGUGAAAUUUUUAAAAGGUAUCGCCAGCUAGCCAUCUGUGUAUUGCUGUGGUGUAACACACUGAGUAAAAUGAACACACCUUUCUACGGAAAAUCAAGAAUAACAAAACAGUUAUAAUAAACAACAACACUGAUACACAAAAACACUGAUUGAGACUGAACUUAUGUAAAUAUUAAUUAAAAACAGAAGUUAAACAAAAGUUAUAUAUUUACGAAGCAGGAGAACUGAAAACAAAAUCUUUGUGAAUUUUUCAACAUUUUGAGUCAACUUUUUCCGUUCGAUAGCAGAAAAGAAAAUAUUCUCUUCAUACUUGAACCUGAUUAAUGUACAUACAUAAAAUGACGCUUAUGGCAAAUUAUUUACUGCUUCGUUUAUUCCUGCCGUAAGUUUUCAUUUCAAAUAUCGACGCUCACUUUUGUCCCCUUUCAUACGAGUUGGACUAUUUUGAGAGAGUUCGGACAAAAUGUGACCGUCGUUUUGCGGAUUAUUCAACCACAAUAAAUAAUAGCGAUCAUGUCAAUUUGCAGCAGCAGAAAUACGAACUCAGCUUUUAAAACAUUUUGACGUUUUGAAUAUAUUGUCUACACUGCUAAUGGCGUAGAGUUGCUGCUGUCAUUGUUCGUCUCUAUUGCAAGGCGAACAAUGGUAGCAUCUGCCUCGCGAAGUAUAUUCGAGAACAGCUUAUCCACGUUCUGCGUAUACACUAAAUCACACUAAAUCAAUCACUUGCGAUUUUUUGACCAUUGAAAAAAAUAAUCAAGUUUACACUGGAAGAAAAAUAAAAAAAUAAAAUCAUGUUUAGAAGGGAAAAAUCAGACAGCGGAAAGAGACGACAAGACCCUUCCGAUGGCAGCUAGCGCCCCAAAUUACAGAUGAAUACCCAAAAAAAAACGAUUCAAAGGUCAAUCGCCCCCGGAUGGUUUCUCAGGUGGAUUUUUCUUUAGUAAAUAAAAAUCACGGAAACCCGAGAACCAGCCGGCAGUGAUGGCUAUAUCAGACACAGCGAACGGUACAUUUUUGCAGUUCCGGUAAUACAAUUAUUCACAAUAAAAAUAGCUAAGAAGAUAAACUAAAAAAACACAAACACACUUAGGCUAAAAGAACUGAUGUUUGGAGGAGAGGAAAAAAUAAACAUAGGAGAUCAUCUCCCGGUUACUAUCAGCACACCGGGGGUCACUUCAAUCUGUAAAUAUUACUAACAGAGCAGAUAGAACCGACCGAAUAGUGUUUCAUCUUUUCGUUAACCAAACCCGUGUCAAGCUUUUUUUUUCUAUUCCAUACUAUCAACAGCAAAAGCUCAAACCUAUUUCUUGAAACAUUUACCCUGAAGUGACGUGCACAUGUCAUUUUGAUCCAUGGCCGAUUUCUUUUUUCAUUGCACCCACGCGCACUGAUUAAUACAAGCACUAUUAUUUGUUUAGGUACCAAAUGAAAAUUCAAUGCUAGAUGGCAAUAUUUUUUUUCCGGCCGUUCCUCAGUGUAGGUGGAAGUAAAAUAAUCAUCUACCACCCACCUACAGUAAACAGCAUCGUCUGCGUAUCGUAGAAUGUUGAUUGCCUCACGGGCAAAGCUUUGUGUGGACGAGCUCAUAUAGCCCCUUAUAUUCAUAAACUCAUUCUUUUUGCAUUUUCAUAUGAGAGCAAGGACUGCAAGUAGCUGAAGUAGCACUAACUAUUUUAUAGGGACGGAAUUGGUAGAAAUGAACUACUGCACUAUUAUUCCCAAUAGCAAGUAGCAAUAUUUGUUGGUUUAUGGAUAUUUGUCUUUUUUACUGGUUUAGUUGACUGUUUCGUAGAAUUGUCACAAUGCUCCACAUCAUUUCUCAGAGAAACGACCAGUUCAAGCGAGAGCACAUAAAACCGGACACUCUCCCUAAAGAGAAACCAUACAAUGACCUGGCAGCGUAAUGAAAAAUGCAUAACUUCUAUUUUAGUGACGUCAAAGAACAAUGAACAGGCACCCCCCAAUGACAUGUCGGCAAUGUCGUCAUUCUGUUCCAUAUACAACUUCGAUUGCUGAAUAUUAGAACCGACUUUGGUGUUCGUUUAUGUACCCGCUCUUCCGAUCGCUACAAUUGAUAUGGCUGCUAAAGAGUUACUCUCAGCACUGAGACGAGGUCACAGCUUCCUUCCUUGCGUGGCAAUGGCGUGAUGUGUAGAGACAACGAUACAGAAAACAAGAAAAGCCAAACUUUACUCCUACACGCAAGCGAAGGAUCUGGAAUGGGGAAGAUAAACGAGGACAAAAUGUGGGUCCCAUUAUCCCAGAAAAACGAAUAUAUUGAUGAUGUUAUUCGGUAAACUUGAAAUCAUGCUUCAGAAGAUAGUGAAGAAAAAGAAUUUUGAUGGAAAAUAUUCUUGAAUUUACUCUUUCUAAUUACUAAGGCUGCGAAACUACAUGUCAAUUAUGAUAUGUUAUGUCAGUUGCUUAAUAAAUGAAUAUCCACCUUCAGAAUUAAAGUAUUUGUUCCCAAAUGCAUUGGAGUGAUUUUAGACGAAAAUUUUUUUUUCAAAGGAUUAUUGCAAAUACAUAUGGAAUAGAAAUUAAACAAAUGUUCAAUGAUUGUUUCAGAAACGAUUUUGAUUGCAAAUUACGACCUAUCACAUGCAACAUUAUCGCUAUCAAACAUUUUCAAACGAAUUUAUAGAAAACACGCUUGAACAACCAAAGGUCUCCAUUUUAUUGAAAAUGAUGGGGACGAUUGGUUGUUUUUCAUACGUAGACAGCGAUUAGUUCCCGUUGUCAACAAAUGCGAAGAAAUACCUUCUUUAGUAAAAUAAGCGUAAUAUAUAAAUUUAUAAUACCCAUUACUGUGAACAAAUCAUGUACCUAAAAGCAACACAGGUUAGUUUCGAGGUGUAAAUCCGAAACCACCGACUUAAUUCACACGCAUAUGAAGAUAAGUUGGAAAGCAUUCAAUAACUAAAACAAAACAACUAAACAGUGGUCGUAGAAAAUAUUUUACUAGCUAGGUAUAUACAAGAAAAUAUUUAAACCAUAUGUUUCCAGCGCUGUUGUCCCCGAAAAAGUAAAAGUAUAUGUCUUUACUGCUUGACCCAACCCCCGGCAAAGCUAUGUCCUUGUGACCUAUUUUCUGGUCCAUGAAACUGACCAGCCUCGAGUUUUUAUCUCAUCCUUCGGUGGCAAAAAAAAAACAGAAUGAGAGUACAAUCACUAAUCUGUAGCUCAAAUCGACUGAGGUCGAACUGCAGUGGAAUCGCUCCGCUCAACGGGAGUGAUAAUUAAAAGUGAAGCAUCAGGAAAAGUUUACGUUUAGCUACGAAACGGGAGCUUAUAUAGCUAGGGGAGCAGUUGAGCAAACGUGCUGCCAGAGAGACUUGCUGGCUUUUCGAUUCAAACGCGCCCAUCCGACACUCUUAGUGAAUGGUGGACUUCAUAAUAUCGAUCGAAUCGAAACCUUAUUAAGGACUCGAUAAAUAUAAAACAAACACGGUUUGAGCACGGCGCGGAAAUGGGAUUACUGUACGUUAUUCUGCAAGUGCCGAAAGCUGUACGAAACCCCAUUUGUCUCCGAACUUUUUGUUUUCCUUUUUAAUAAAGCCACCUGGUGUCUGUUCAAAUAUAUUACAUUUAACCUUUUCUUAAUUUGCGUGAUCACCACGGAAGAUGAGCAAAGAAAAGCUAAAACUAAUGAUACUAUCGAUAAGAUGUUGCAAAGAUGUCUGCUUGCUUGACAAAAGUUACAUAUUUCCGUUCCGCAAUUCGCCAGCAGGUUAAGUUUGCACCCACUAACUCUCCGUUAGGAAAUGAUGUCUAACCGAAUAUAGUUCAAUAGCGAUAUAAUCUCUGUUGAUUCAAGCAUAUAAAUGGUACAGCAAAGAUGUGAAACAAAAACCAAAUUUGACAAUAACUAACAUUUUAAAAAAGGUGUCUUUUUUAUUAGAAACGAAUGAUACUACAAUUUUUUUAGCGCAAAAGCAACCAAGUUGAAAGAAGACUAGACAUUUCUAGCCUUGAACGAGCUGUUUGUCAGUGUAUACCCUCUGUAUAGUUAGCUAAGCUCUCGUACACACAGACCAUGCACUGUCAAACUCUAGUUGAAUGUUGUAACAGAAACAGAAACAAACGAUUGUUGAAACUUUUUUAGUGUGGUUUUGUUAUAUUCUCAAUGGAGGAAAGAUACCGCAGAACAGUGUGCCAACUUUUCUAACUAAAGUGAUCAGUUUAAGUUUCAUGUUGAAGCCUAAGAUUUAAAUAUUUUUAUCUAUUCUUAGUAACUGCGUGAGAAAAAAAGUAAGAAAAUACAAUAAGCGAUAAGUGUUAAACUCUGUACAAACAAGUGGAAUGAUAGACAAUGAUGGUGUUUUAAGAAAACAGGGUUAAUCAAGAUUUUUCCUAUGUUGAACAAUUUAUUAUUCGAGACAUCGAGAUUGGAAUUUGGCUUUCAAUUUCAAAGUGGCGAGAACAUAUUGUCGGAUGCACAAACCAAAGAAGAAUUAAGUGUCGCGGAGUAGACUGUGAAUGUAUGAGCAAAUUGGAACCCAUUUUCCACUUUAGGAACCAUUUCAAAAAAAAAACAUGAAUAAAAAGCAAACAAUAAUAUGCAAUGCCGAUCACAGUUAUUUCAAUCUACAAAAGCAACAUCAGACAGUCUUAAAUGGUUUUGUUCAGAUGUACACAUCAACUGAUGAAAUAGAAGCAGCUGUGUAUGAUACAUAACACAUGUUACCAAACAGACAGUUAUCCCCCAUAUGUAAUCAGCCUAAGAAGAACGGAGUAGAAAAGUGGAAUUUGUGGCUUCUUCUAUAUACAUUAAAUAAUUGAAAAAACACACACAAAUGUACAUAUCCUCUCUAUAUAUUUAUACAUAAUCUAAAGAAAAGACAACUGCUUUGUACAUAUAAUAUUAAUUAUACUAUGAUCAUAAAAACAAUUGAGAAUAAAAAUACCAACAUGGGAAAAAAA